AUGGAGCUGACCACAAACCUGGCUGGGACAGGACAUGGGUCAACUCAAGUGAUGUUGAUGGAGUUUACACGCCACUUCAGCGUGACCAUGUGCCUCGGCAGGUGCCACCAUGUCCGUGUCCCUCAGCUGUGCUCCAUGGGGCCAAGCAAGUUGACCCAAGUUGAUCAACCUCCAUGUCGAGUCUCAACGGAUUUCUCCCUUGUCACGUCAAGUCUGAGUGGCGUGCAGGCAGAGGCCGUAGCCGGACCGGAAGCCUUGCCUGCAUUCCAUGUCUUCAGCUCCUUUGCACCUCCCGGCCGUCUCCUGGAGUCGAGUCAACUUGACCUGUGUGCUGUGCCCCGCCAGUCAUCAAUCAAUCCCCUGCUGCAUCUGAGAGUGUACCAAUGUAAUAAGUACUGCGUGGAGUACCUAGUAGAUGUCAGGUCAGGUCGUCACCCCCAGGAUCCACUCCCCGCAUCAUCAUGGAUCAAGGCAACAAGCCACACACCAGGCACUUGCAGUGACUAUUGA
Messenger RNA from Pochonia chlamydosporia 170, 510 nucleotides. RefSeq lists its product as hypothetical. The record is from RefSeq and is a predicted model, not a curated record. NCBI's taxonomy places the organism in Eukaryota, Fungi, Ascomycota, Sordariomycetes, Hypocreales, Clavicipitaceae. The coding region runs from base 1 to 510 and encodes 169 amino acids. The transcript has a single exon.